AUGUCGUCUUCUCGUCCUCGCGGCCGAGUGGGCCAGAGAAGCCCUACGGUAUUGGUUACCGACUCACGCGAACAACACCCACCAAAUCCACAGCGUCGUCGUCGCUCUCCAUCAACCCGAUUCAUCACCGUCGAUAAUGUCCUCCAAUAUGCCUCCGAUGUCCCCUCUAUGCAACAGCGCCAUCCACCCCCGAACACGCGUGCUCGUCCUCGUUCGCGCCUUGCAUCUGCUGCCGGAGGAUUGAUCGGAAGCUCAGGGAGCGCGGGAAUCCAUGGUGGAACGGCGAGUUCGUCGGGGACGGUUGGUCGACUCGCAGCGCAACCGCGUCUCCCUCCGCGCAGUACGAAACUCAGCGAGAAGCUGGUCCUUCUUCCGGAGACAUCGCAAGUGGAAGAAGACGGUGAUGUCGAUGAAGAAGAGGAAGAAGAAGAGUAUGAUGACGAAGCGGUGGAUGAGGAAUUGGUCGCGCGACUUGCGAAAGAUAAGGGCUGGGAUCCGGAGCGGAUACGGCAGCAAUUAGUAACGCAGAAGAAACUCGGUGGUGAUUUUGGGGUGGAUAAUGAUAUUGCACCGUUGCUUGCUGAGGAGGAAUUAUUGCGUCGUCGCAAGGUUGCGCCUGAACGGGCGAAGAGUUAUGCUGAGCGAUUGCCCAAGGCUCGUCGUGCGGAAAAGCUUGCGCGUGUUACUGCGUACUGUACGGCGCAGGCAUAUAAGAUGAGUUCGUUGGCUUCGUUUGUGAAAGAGCAGCAUGGGGGACGGACGAAGCUGUACGAUGACUGUCUGUACACGGCGUACCAUUUGCCGCUGUUGCCGGGCAAUGAUGGGUAUCGACUGCGGAGUAGCCCGAUGGUGAAGAAGCCUGGAGGCAAGUCUCUGCUUGAUGAAGAAAUUGAGCGGAAUGAGCUGCGGGACUACCACGACGAGUUCAAUAUGGAGGCGGAAGAGCAUUCGGUUGGCGGUCGUCGGAUGCACCAUAUGGAGGAUGGUUUACAUCAACAUGAGCAGGAAACUCCUGAUAGUAUUGACAGGAUGAUCCAUAACGCCAACCAUGAGAAUCACCGGAUGGAUGAAGGAACGGAGACACUGGAGCGGCCAUCGAGUGCACCGGGUAGCACCAGUCAUGAACACCUCCCUCCGAGCGAUAUCCAAGACAGACAAACAGAAACGAGGACAACAAGCACCCCCUCCAUGUCCGCCGCCGCCGCCCGCCUUGCAUACGACGUAGCAGAAAUGUUCGUCUUCAGCUACGGCGUGGUCGUCUUCUGGAACCUAACAGAGAAUCAAGAAAAAGAUAUCCUAGCCGAUCUCGCCUUCGCCACAUCGUCCUUAACAGGGAGUCCGAUCCCACUAGCCACCAUGCCCUUACAGGAAGAAGACUUUGAGACCGAAGAGUUCCACUUCGAAUACUCGACUGAGAUCUCGCGGCCGCGCGUGUACAACGAUAUGAUCACUCUACGAAAUGGCGACCACAUGAUCAAACUAGCGAUCAGUCACGGUAUAGCACAGAGUACCAAACUCUGCUUCUUCGAAGAAGUCAUGGCGCGACAAAUGGCAGAAGCCAAAGAUGUCCCCCGUCGUCUGGCCGUCACCGGUAAACUAGGCUUAAAACGAGAAGAAGUUUUCAGAAUCCUAGGACGCUUAUUCAAAAGCCGAGUCGAAGUCAACUUGUCUUCAAAUAUGCUCGACGUACCUAACUUCUUCUGGGAAAGCGAACCAACACUAUACCCUCUGUACAUUGCUGUUCGGGAGUAUCUGGAAAUUAAGCCGCGGAUUCAGGUGCUUAAUGAACGCUGUCGCGUGUUUUUGGAUUUAGCAGAGAUUCUAUCCGAUUCGAUUGCUGAUACCAGGACUUCUCACCAAACAUGGAUCAUCAUCGUCUUGAUCGUAAUCUCCAUCCUCGUCACAACAUCAGAAGUGUUCCUUCGCUUUGGUAUGAUUUCAUCCUCGUCAUCGUCUGCUGCUACGGUUUUCGCGCGUGCUCUGGGAUUAGGGUCGGGGUCGGGUUCGUCAACGGGUGCAGGUGCAGGCGUGUGUAAUUGUCCUGCGAUUCCGGAGUCUAUGAAUUCGACGGGGUUGGAGGUGAAUUAUUAG
This is a messenger RNA of Aspergillus ruber CBS 135680, 2091 nucleotides long. Its product is annotated as RMD1 family protein. NCBI's taxonomy places the organism in Eukaryota, Fungi, Ascomycota, Eurotiomycetes, Eurotiales, Aspergillaceae. The record is from RefSeq and is a predicted model, not a curated record. The coding region runs from base 1 to 2091 and encodes 696 amino acids. The transcript has 3 exons.